Molecule: messenger RNA, 2573 nt
Organism: Dryobates pubescens (Downy woodpecker)
Lineage: Eukaryota; Metazoa; Chordata; Aves; Piciformes; Picidae
Gene: API5
Product: apoptosis inhibitor 5
Exons: 14
Coding region: 83-1654 (523 amino acids)
Biological process (GO): negative regulation of apoptotic process
Cellular component (GO): nucleus
Molecular function (GO): RNA binding
Source: RefSeq, a predicted model, not a curated record
CGUCGGCAGCGGCGUCGGCAGCAGCAGCGGCGGCGGCGGCCUCGGUUGUCAGCGGCGGUUUCUGCCCCUUCUCCGCCGCACCAUGCCCACCGUGGAGGAGCUCUACCGCAACUACGGGAUCUUGGCGGACGCCACCGAGACGGCGGGACAGCACAAGGAUGCAUACCAGGCCAUCCUGGAUGGUGUGAAGGGAGGUGCCAAGGAGAAGAGACUUGCAGCCCAGUUCAUUCCAAAGUUCUUCAAGCAUUUUCCUGAGCUAGCUGACUCAGCUAUCAAUGCCCAGCUGGACCUUUGUGAGGACGAAGAUGUUUCUAUCCGGCGCCAAGCAAUCAAGGAACUGCCUCAGUUUGCCACUGGAGACAAUCUGCCUCGGGUAGCAGACAUCCUGACCCAGCUUCUGCAGUCAGAUGACUCUGCAGAGUUCAACUUGGUGAACAAUGCUUUGCUCAGUAUAUUUAAGAUGGAUGCUAAAGGGACUUUGGGAGGCUUAUUCAGUCAAAUUCUUCAGGGAGAGGAUAUCGUGAGGGAGCGAGCCAUCAAGUUCCUCUCCACAAAGCUGAAAACCCUGCCUGAGGAGGUGAUGACAAAGGAGGUAGAAGAGUUCAUCCUGACUGAAUCAAAGAAGGUGCUGGAAGAUGUGACAGGUGAGGAAUUUGUUCUGUUCAUGAAAAUACUGUCUGGGUUAAAAAGCUUACAGACAGUAAGUGGGAGGCAGCAGCUGGUGGAGCUGGUAGCUGAACAAGCAGACCUGGAGCAAACCUUCAACCCAUCUGAUCCAGACUGUGUGGACAGGCUUCUGCAGUGCACUCGGCAGGCAGUGCCUCUCUUCUCGAAAAACGUCCAUUCCACCAAGUUUGUUACUUACUUCUGUGAGCAUGUGCUGCCAAACCUCAGCUCUUUGACCACCCCAGUGGAGGGGCUUGAUAUCCAGUUAGAGGUUCUGAAGCUUCUGGCUGAAAUGAGUUCCUUCUGUGGUGAUAUGGAAAAGCUUGAAUCAAAUUUGAAGAAGCUGUUUGAUAAAUUGCUGGAGUACAUGCCCCUGCCUCCAGAGGAAGCAGAGAACGGGGAGAACGCUGGCAGUGAAGAGCCCAAGCUGCAGUUCAGUUAUGUGGAGUGUUUGUUGUACAGCUUCCAUCAGCUGGGGAGGAAACUUCCUGACUUCCUCACAGCCAAGCUGAAUGCAGAGAAGUUGAAAGACUUCAAAAUCAGGCUGCAGUACUUUGCUCGAGGGCUGCAGGUGUACAUCCGACAGCUUCGUCUGGCGCUUCAGGGCAAGACAGGAGAAGCCUUGAAAACAGAGGAGAACAAGAUUAAAGUGGUUGCCUUGAAAAUAACCAAUAAUAUUAAUGUUUUGAUCAAGGAUCUCUUCCACAUUCCUCCUUCUUACAAAAGCACAGUUACCCUGUCCUGGAAACCAGUACAGAAAGCAGAUGCAAGUCAAAAAAGAGCAAGUGAAGACACCACCUCAAGUUCACCCCCAAAGAAGGCUUCAGCAGGACCAAAGAGGGAUGCCAGGCAAAUCUAUAACCCUCCCAGUGGAAAAUACAGCAGCAACCUGGGGAGCUUCUCCUACGAGCAAAGAGGUGGCUUCCGGGGCGGCCGAGGAAGAGGCUGGGGAGGACGCGGCAAUCGUAGCCGAGGAAGAAUCUACUGAGCACAGAGCCCCAGGAGAAGGGCACAGUGCAAGUGCUCCUCAGCAGGUUUGCUUGGAGAAUUGCUCUCCUUUGAGGACUGCCUUCCACUAAGACUGACUUCAGUGUUCUUUCUACCUUUGUAUGUACGAUCGACUUUUCUAACAGACUGCGACUUGUCCAUAGUGCAACUCCUCCAGCUGUGUUUUUGGAUGCUUGCAGGCAACAGUGCUGGGAUCUUCCUGGUGCUGGUUUGGUUUGGUUUGUUGAGUGUCUUCAGGAUUUAUUCAAGGAUUGGAAGAGAGCGUAGAGGGUUUGCUUCAGAGGCUGCAUCUUGGCAGUUAGUCUCUUAACCUCCAAAUCAGCUCCUGCAGAACUGAGACUAGAGCCCUGGGUUGCUGUGCUGGUGGACGGGAAAGGCAUGGCAACACGUGGCAGAGAAGCUUGAGCAGCUGAGAUAAUCCUUUUCUCAUCUGUAAUCGUAGUCUUCGAGCUGUGGAGAAGAGUCCCAUGGUUAAAUUUGUCUUGAUUUGCCUUUUUUGGUUGUUUUUUAGAUUAAAUGAAAUCAGAUCAAAGCUGUUCUGUUCCGUGUUUCAACUUGGCAGCACAGCUGGAAAGUUACUUUUUGUGGUCUGUGGGUUUUUGUCUUGUGUUUUGUUUUCCUUUGCUUGCAGCAUGGAGCAAUCUCAGAGCCCUGGAGAAUGUGGUGUUCUGUUUGGGUUUGCACAUCCUCACUGUGAUGCAAAGAGAAACCAACCAACCCCCAGGAGCAGUGCUGGUUUGCAGUGUUUCCUGUGGCUGUGUGCACCUGGCUCAUGCCAGUCAAAAGACAAAAAAAAUCAAACCAUAAAUGAGUAGAAUUAUACCAGGAGUGGGCAAAGGCUGAUGCAGUGAUGAAGCUGUAGAGGUUGGAGGCUGGACCAUAGCUGUUCCUGGCUCUUU